UUCUCUCAUUAUCAAACGGAAAAAACAGUUUUAUUUCCAUAAUUCUCGACUUGAAAAUGGCAAUCAGUUGCAAGGUGAAGUUUGCUGCGCUCUUGCUUUUCGCAGUGCUUGCCAUCUCCAUGCUUCCAUCCACUCAGGUCUCGGCAGUAGGACUAGGGAGUUAUCCUGAUUUACUAAGGAAAUAUUACGGACCAGGAACCGUGACACCGGCCCAAUGUCCUGGGAGAUGUGCAACGAGGUGCAGUAAGACCAAGCACCGUUUUGAUUUUUGCAAUGCGGGUUGUAUGAGUUGCUGCAAUUCAUGCAAGUGUGUGCCCCCAGGUAUUACUGGCUACAGAGAGGUCUGCCCUUGCUACGACCUCAAGAAGACUAAGAAGGGAGGACCAAAAUGCCCUUAAAUAUUAAGAUUAAUUUUAUGAGGUGUAAGUGGUAAUUUGUGUUUUGACCCAUUCAGUGGUGUCGAUUUAGUUCCUCAUCUUUGCAUGUUUUCGCAUUAUUUGAUCAUCGAGUUUGAAUGACCUUCAUUAUGUAAUGGGCUAAUGCCGGCCAUGUCACUCCUUUGAGUACGUAAAUGGUUCUGUAAAAUGUAUACUCAAACGAGAGUUAGCAAUGAAAUUC
Molecule: messenger RNA, 618 nt
Organism: Papaver somniferum (opium poppy)
Lineage: Eukaryota; Viridiplantae; Streptophyta; Magnoliopsida; Ranunculales; Papaveraceae
Product: gibberellin-regulated protein 4-like
Exons: 4
Coding region: 57-398 (113 amino acids)
Source: RefSeq, a predicted model, not a curated record